AUGGGGCCGCCUGGCUCCCUGUGGCAGUGGGGGCUGCUGCUGGGGCUGCUGCUCCCCCCGGCCGCCCCGUUCUGGCUCCUCAAUGUGCUCUUCCCCCCGCACACCACGCCCAAGGCUGAGCUCAAUAACCACACACGGCCCGUCAUCCUCGUGCCUGGCUGCCUGGGGAAUCAGCUAGAAGCCAAGCUGGAUAAACCGGAUGUGGUGAACUGGAUGUGCUACCGCAAGACUGAGGACUUCUUCACCAUCUGGCUGGAUCUCAAUAUGUUUCUGCCCCUCGGGGUGGACUGCUGGAUAGAUAACACCAGGGUUGUCUACAACCGAAGCUCUGGGCUCCUGUCCAAUGCCCCUGGUGUGCAGAUCCGCGUCCCCGGCUUCGGCAAGACCUACUCUGUUGAGUACCUGGACACCAGCAAGCUGGCAGGUUACAUGCACACGCUGGUGCAGAAUCUGGUCAACAACGGCUACGUGAGGGACGAGACUGUGCGGGCCGCGCCCUAUGACUGGCGGCUGGAGCCCAGCCAGCAGGAAGAGUACUACCGGAAGCUGGCCAGGCUGGUGGAGGAGAUGCACGCUGCGUACGGGAAGCCCGUCUUCCUCGUCGGGCACAGCCUCGGCUGCCUGCACUUGCUCUACUUCCUGCUGCGCCAGCCCCAGUCCUGGAAGGACCGCUUCAUUGAUGGCUUCAUCUCUCUCGGGGCUCCCUGGGGUGGCUCCGUCAAGCCCAUGCUGGUCUUGGCCGCAGGUGACAACCAGGGCAUCCCGAUCAUGUCCAGCAUCAAGCUGAGAGAGGAGCAGCGCAUAACGACGACUUCCCCAUGGAUGUUUCCCUCUCGCAUGGCCUGGCCUGAGGACCACGUGUUCAUUUCCACACCCAGCUUCAACUACACAGGCCGUGACUUCCAGCGCUUCUUUGCAGACCUGCGCUUUGAGGAAGGCUGGUACAUGUGGCUACAGUCACGUGACCUGCUGAAAGGCCUUCCAGCACCUGGCGUGGAAGUAUACUGUCUUUACGGCGUGGGCCUGCCCACACCCCACACCUACAUCUAUGACCAUGACUUCCCUUACGCGGACCCUGUGGGUGUUCUCUAUGAGGAUGGUGAUGACACAGUGGCCACACGCAGCUCCGAGCUCUGUGGUCUCUGGCAGGGCCGCCAGCCACAACCUGUGCACGUGCUGCCCCUGCACGGGCUACAGCACCUCAACAUGGUCUUCAGCAACCAGACACUGGAGCACAUCAAUUCCAUCCUGCUGGGGGCCUACCGUCGUGGUUCCCCUGCAGCCUCCAGUGCCAGCCCAGAGCCCCUGCCCCCCAAAUAAAGACCUGCCUGUGCUGCUAUAA
Lemur catta (Ring-tailed lemur) is the source of this 1342-nucleotide messenger RNA. It is a transcript of the gene LCAT, whose product is annotated as lecithin-cholesterol acyltransferase. Lineage: Eukaryota; Metazoa; Chordata; Mammalia; Primates; Lemuridae. The record is from RefSeq and is a predicted model, not a curated record. The transcript has 6 exons. Bases 1 to 1320 code for a protein of 439 amino acids. Gene Ontology annotation, biological process: lipid metabolic process. Gene Ontology annotation, molecular function: phosphatidylcholine-sterol O-acyltransferase activity.